GUCCGACCCAGAAGUCUCUCUCUCUCUCUCGCUCACACCCAUCCCCAAAUAAGAAGUGAACCCAAGAACCCAUAUCGACUGGAGCGCGGAAUUUCAGCUGUGAUCGUGACUAGGCUAUUGAAGCUUUGAUUCUUUGCUGAAAGAUCGUUUAUCCAGCUCUGAGAACUUCAAAUGGAAGAUGAAUGGAAAAUUACUGAGGCCAUGCCACAGCUCAUGGUGGCUUCAGAAAAAGCAUUUGAAGCUGCAGAUUUCUAUGAACUCUUAUUUGGAGCACAGAAAACUCGAUACAAUGAGUUUCCCAUGCAGAGUCGAACGUCUGACAGGUACUGCCGGGUUGCAUGUGUGGAGCUCACAAUAGGUUCCAGCCCUCUUGUGGUGAGGGAUUUUGACAGUAUAAACAGUAGGGUUGUGAGAGAUGUAAAUUCAUGGGUUUCCACUUCCCUCUGCCUUCAAUGCUUGAACCUGGACCUUAUGAUGGCAAGGGCUGUCAGUAUAGGCUGCACAGUUCUUAAAGAAAUUUUGGAGGAUCCAGUUCGUCCUGGUGUGAUGGUCGGCAUUAUAAGAGAUCCAUUUGGUCAUGUAUGGGAGCUCAGCAACUCAUCUUAUGGUGUCUCAGGAGAGGGUUUCAUGAACACUGAGUGCAUGAACGUGUUGCUUCAAGGUUGGAGCAAGAGUAAGAGGGAGGAGAACAAAGGGCUGUUUGAAACCUAUGAUUUCACACCAAUGGUUGGGUCCUGUGAGACAAAGAAGAAUGCAGCACAUAUAGUCAGUACGUGCAGACAUCAAGGUCCCUUAUUUGACCCCAUUCUUUUUUAUUGCAAAUACAUGUUAAGUACAAAUCAUAUCUCUCUUUGGUAAAGGGAAGACCGCUAGAAGUCAUUUGGGGCUGCGGGGUUUUGGAUAACAGGUAAUUUGAACAGAAAUCUCCUGGUUUUUGGCAUCAUAUUAUUCUUAAAUACAGUUAAUUAAUUUUCACAUCUCUCGGUUAAGUACAAAUCAUAUCUCUCUUUGGUAAAGGGAAGACCUCUAGAGGUCAUUUGGGGCUGCAGGGUUUUGGAUAACAGGUAAUUUGAACGGAAAUCUCCUGGUUUUUGGCCUAGAUUCUCUUUUUCAACACUUCACCUCCCUGUUGCAGUCUGCUUUUUUCUUCCUUUGUUUCUUGUUGCUGUGAACAUUUUGUCCACAGUUUUUGUUUCUCUCUUAUCAAUACAGGUUUGGUUAUGGGCAAAAGAAAAAAAAGUAAUUUACCAGAAGGCAUCGGUUUCUCAUCUACUUGCUGCAAAUUCUGGUGGUUAAUGGUUAAGGGUGAGGUUUUGGGAUGAUAGGCAGUCUAGACAAUGCUACAAGAGCAGCUGAAUUACAAAGGAACACUUGUGGGGCUUGCUGAUCCAUCUACUUCCUUCAAAGACAGAGAAAGAUGCAUCGAGAAAGGAGCAGAUUUUGUUGUGGAAAAGCCCCUGAAUUUGAAAAAGCUUACCCACAUUAUGUUCAAGGCUCUGAAGAAGAAGAAAAAGGAGAAGAUGAAGGAACAAUAGUGCAUGAAGCAUGUGUCAUGAGGAGCACAGACAAGGGUGCCUGUCAGAUGAGGGCUGAAUAUGUGAAUUGGACAUGCUAAGGCUCAAGUGCUCCCAAUUACUCAAUUGCAAAUACGUCUGUCAAAAACAAGAUUAUUUCUGUAAAUACCUCAUAGGAUGAACAAUUGAAAGGAUGAAAGCCAAGUCAGUGUGGUGACAGGAUGCUUCACUGUUACAAUAUAGUAGUUAAGGUACUGAAAUUCUGAUGUGUAUGAGCUUAUACUGGUUAAAUCUGUCAGUCAUAGCUUAAAGAUUGUGGUAUAAAAGUUUGAUUCAAAAGAAAUGUAUGAAGGUUUCUGAAAUCAAGGGGUGUAAUGGUGUAUUGUGCCUCCUGCGAAACAAAA
Molecule: messenger RNA, 1918 nt
Organism: Rosa chinensis
Lineage: Eukaryota; Viridiplantae; Streptophyta; Magnoliopsida; Rosales; Rosaceae
Exons: 7
Coding region: 172-858 (228 amino acids)
Source: RefSeq, a predicted model, not a curated record